GUCCCUGCCUGGGCCCGCAGCCUCCCCCUCGGGGGUCGGGCCCAGGCGGGGGGCUCCGAGCCGCUCGUUGCUCGCUGGCCUACGAGCCCCAUUUCCUGCCUUUUCAGUUUCCUUGGGGAGGGGCGAAGAGUCUGGAUGAAUUGUUCAGGGGGUCCCGGAUGAGGCGGACCGGGGGACGGUGCUCUUUGUAGAGGUCCCCGAGGGGCCCGGGUGGGAAGGGGUUGUCUUUGCAUGGGCGGGGCACUUCCCGAGCCUGCCGGGACCAUGACCUGAAGUGUGCGAACCGGACGCAUCCGAAGCCCAAGAGCCAGCUCACCUGAGCCAAUCCCUCCCCGGCCAGCAUGGCAUCUGAAGAAGCUUCCCUCAGGGCACUGGAAAGUCUGAUGACAGAAUUUUUUCACGAUUGUACGACCAAUGAAAGAAAACGUGAGAUAGAGGAGCUUCUUAAUAACUUUGCCCAGCAAAUAGGAGCUUGGAGAUUCUGCCUGUACUUCCUGUCCAGCACUAGGAAUGACUAUGUAAUGAUGUACAGCUUAACGGUUUUUGAGAAUUUGAUCAAUAAAAUGUGGCUUGGGGUCCCAUCCCAAGAUAAGAUGGAAAUCCGUAGCUGCCUGCCCAAACUCCUUUUGGCUCACCAUAAAACCUUACCUUACUUUGUCCGGAACAAACUUUGCAAAGUUAUUGUUGAUAUUGGACGCCAAGAUUGGCCAAUGUUCUACCAUGACUUUUUUACUAACAUUUUACAGUUGAUCCAGUCCCCUGUGACAACCCCUCUUGGGCUGAUCAUGUUGAAGACAACUUCGGAAGAGCUAGCUUGUCCCCGUGAGGACCUCAGCGUGGCUCGGAAGGAGGAGUUGCGGAAGCUGCUGCUGGACCAGGUGCAGACAGUGCUUGGGCUCCUGACAGGUAUCUUGGAGACUGUCUGGGACAAACACAGUGUUACUGCUGCCACCCCACCGCCAUCCCCGACCUCAGGAGAAAGUGGUGAUUUACUGAGUAACCUGUUGCAGAGUCCUAGUUCAGCCAAACUGCUGAGUCAUCCCAUCCCCCUCCUGGACAUGGAGAGUGAGUAUGUGUGUUCCCUGGCCUUGGAGUGCCUGGCCCACCUCUUCAGUUGGAUUCCUCUAUCUGCCAGCAUCACCCCAUCCCUCCUCACCACCAUCUUCCACUUUGCCCGCUUUGGCUGUGACAUCCGGGCCCGAAAGAUGGCAUCAGUAAACGGCAGUAGCCAGAACUGCUCUCUGGGUCAGGAGCGUGGCCGCCUGGGGGUCUUGGCCAUGUCCUGCAUCAAUGAACUCAUGUCUAAGAACUGUGUGCCUGUGGAGUUUGAGGAGUACUUACUGCGAAUGUUCCAGCAGACCUUUUACCUCCUGCAAAAAAUCACCAAGGAUAAUAAUGCCCACACGGUGAAGAGCAGGCUAGAGGAGCUUGAUGAGAGCUACAUUGAGAAGUUUACUGACUUCCUGCGGCUCUUCGUGAGUGUCCACCUCAGAAGAAUUGAGUCCUACUCCCAGUUCCCUGUAGUGGAGUUUCUGACCCUCUUGUUCAAGUACACUUUUCAUCAGCCUACUCAUGAAGGUUACUUCUCUUGUUUGGAUAUCUGGACACUGUUUUUGGACUAUCUGACAAAUAAAAUUAAAAGUCGGCUGGGAGACAAGGAAGCAGUUCUCAACAGGUACGAAGAUGCCCUGGUCCUCUUGCUCACAGAGGUGUUGAAUCGAAUCCAGUUUAGAUACAACCAGGCCCAGCUGGAGGAGUUGGAUGAUGAAACUCUGGAUGAUGAUCAGCAGACAGAGUGGCAGCGGUACUUACGCCAGAGCUUGGAGGUAGUGGCCAAAGUGAUGGAGCUCCUUCCCACACAUGCCUUCUCAACUCUGUUCCCAGUUCUUCAGGAUAAUUUAGAAGUUUAUUUGGGAUUACAGCAGUUUAUAGUCACUUCAGGAUCAGGACAUAGACUGAACAUCACAGCGGAGAAUGACUGCCGGCGCUUGCAUUGCUCCCUGCGAGACUUGAGCUCCCUGCUGCAAGCUGCGGGCCGAUUAGCUGAGUACUUCAUUGGGGACGUGUUUGCUGCAAGGUUCAACAAUGCCCUCACCGUCGUGGAGAGGUUGGUGAAAGUUACUCUGUAUGGAUCUCAGAUCAAACUGUACAACAUUGAAACAGCUGUGCCGUCAGUGCUGAAACCUGACCUUGUUGAUGUACACGCCCAGUCACUGGCUGCUCUCCAGGCCUAUUCCCACUGGUUGGCACAGUAUUGCAGUGAAGCCCAUCGGCAGAACACGCAGCAGUUUGUGACGCUUGUUUCCACCACUAUGGAUGCCAUCACACCGCUCAUCAGCACCAAGGUCCAGGACAAGUUGCUGCUGUCUGCAUGCCACUUACUGGUCUCACUGGCCACUACUGUGCGACCUGUCUUUCUCAUCAGCAUCCCUGCAGUACAGAAGGUGUUCAACAGGAUCACGGAUGCCUCUGCCCAGCGCUUAGUGGAUAAGGCACAGGUGUUGGUGUGUCGCGCACUGUCUAACAUCUUGUUGCUUCCAUGGCCAAACCUUCCUGAGAGUGAGCAGCAGUGGCCCGUGCGCUCCAUCAACCAUGCCAGCCUCAUCUCCGCACUCUCUCAGGACUACCGCAACCUAAAGCCCAGUGCUGCCUCUGCACAGAGAAAGGGGCCCCUGGAUGACACCAAAGUGAUCAUCCACCAGACACUGAGUGUCUUAGAAGAUAUUGUGGAGAGUAUAUCUGGGGAAUCCACCAAGUCCCGACAGAUCUGCUACCAAUCCCUGCAGGAAUCUGUUCAGGUGUCCUUGGCCCUUUUUCCAGCUUUUAUCCAUCAGUCAGAUGUGACUGACGAGAUGCUGAGCUUCUUCCUCACUCUGUUCAGAGGCCUUAGAGUUCAGAUGGGUGUGCCUUUCACAGAACAGAUCAUACAGACUUUCCUCAACAUGUUUACCAGAGAACAGUUGGCUGAGAGCAUCCUCCAUGAAGACAGCACUGGCUGCCGGGUAGUGGAGAAGUUCCUGAAGAUCCUGCAGGUGGUGGUGCAGGAGCCUGGCCAGGUGUUCAAACCCUUCCUCCCCAGCAUCAUCGCCCUGUGCAUGGAGCAGGUGUACCCCAUCAUUGCCGAGCGCCCUUCCCCUGAUGUGAAGGCUGAGCUGUUUGAGCUCCUCUUUCGGACACUCCAUCACAACUGGCGGUACUUUUUCAAGUCUACUGUCCUGGCAAGCAUGCAGAGGGGGGUUGCUGAGGAGCAAGUGGAGAAUGAACCCCAGUUCAGCGCCAUCAUGCAGGCUUUUGGACAGUCCUUUCUCCAACCUGACAUCCACCUUUUCAAACAAAAUCUCUUUUACUUGGAGACUCUCAACACCAAGCAGAAACUUUACCACAAGAAGAUCUUCCGGACCACCAUGUUGUUCCAGUUCGUGAAUGUGCUGCUCCAGGUCCUGGUUCACAAGUCCCAUGACCUUCUGCAAGAGGAGAUUGGCAUUGCCAUUUACAACAUGGCCUCUGUCGACUUUGAUGGCUUCUUUGCAGCCUUCCUUCCAGAGUUCCUGACCAGCUGUGAUGGCGUGGAUGCCAACCAGAAAACUGUGCUGGGGCGGAAUUUCAAGAUGGAUCGGGACCUGCCCUCGUUCACCCAGAAUGUACACAGGUUGGUCAAUGACCUACGCUACUACCGACUCUGCAAUGACAGCCUGCCCCCUGGCACCGUGAAGCUCUAGGAGCACCUGCAGCCUUUCCGGCCUGCUCACUGCCCGAGGGAUGCACCUGCGGCCCCACCCCCUGCACCAACCACCACCUGCGCCUGUGCCACGGAAGUCUCCCAGAGAAGCCUUGGCUACUCCCUGAGCAGACGGCCUGCCUCUGACCUCUCCUGCUGCUACCAGCAGAGUGGGCCUCAGGGUCCACUUGACACUGGUAGAGUGCCUGGGUGUUUGGAGCUGGCAGAGGGUCAUGUGGCCAGGUGCCAGGGAGGUACUGGGAGAUCUCAUAGAUCUCCAUGCAGAUCAUGUGCUUAUCAGUCCUGUCCAGAGCCACCAAGGACAGCUUACAACAGUGCCACCUUCUCACCAUAUCAGUCCUGUCCAGAGCCACCAAGGACAGCUUUCGACAGUGCCACCUUUUCACCAUUCCACCUCCCCACCCUGCCCGGCCCAGCCGGCCCUGGAGAGACUCGGCACCAAGAUGGUUUCUGUCGAGCCUCCCGCCCCUCCGAUUGCCUUGAAGUCUCUGCCCUUUGUCAGAGAUUCAGAGACUAGUUUUUGUUGAUGUUUUCUCAUCAUUCCAUUGUGAUACUAAGAAACUCAGAAGCUUAAUGAAAAAAUAAAAUGCUUAAGUUGUUGUUAUAUAAA
Jaculus jaculus (lesser Egyptian jerboa) is the source of this 4349-nucleotide messenger RNA. It is a transcript of the gene Xpo6, whose product is annotated as exportin 6. The record is from RefSeq and is a predicted model, not a curated record. Lineage: Eukaryota; Metazoa; Chordata; Mammalia; Rodentia; Dipodidae. Gene Ontology annotation, molecular function: nuclear export signal receptor activity; small GTPase binding. The transcript has 24 exons. Gene Ontology annotation, biological process: protein export from nucleus. Bases 342 to 3719 code for a protein of 1125 amino acids.